This is a messenger RNA of Sesamum indicum (sesame), 1971 nucleotides long. Its product is annotated as pentatricopeptide repeat-containing protein At1g06140, mitochondrial-like. Gene Ontology annotation, molecular function: protein binding; RNA binding. Lineage: Eukaryota; Viridiplantae; Streptophyta; Magnoliopsida; Lamiales; Pedaliaceae. The record is from RefSeq and is a predicted model, not a curated record. Gene Ontology annotation, biological process: RNA modification.
AUGAUCGCCUUCUCAAGAAUCUCAGCUAUCAGAAACUGCUGCUUCAGGUCGAUCCAAAGGGCUUCACCUUUUCAUAGUUCUGUCCCCGCAGUGGAUCCGUUGAUUUCGCUUCUCAACCUUCUUGAGCUCUCUAUUGAAACCCACUCCCUCAAACUCAUCCAGCAAUCUCACGCGAGAGCUCAGCGGUUGGGCCUGGCGCAGCACCCUCUUAUAGCCCAGAAGCUCAUCUUCUCAUGCUGUCAGUUUAAACGCCCGUUUGACGCGCGGCUCGUUUUCGAUUCGCUCUUGGUUAAGAACACGCAUAUUUGUAAUACUCUGCUAAGUGGGUAUGGGAAAAAUGAGCUUUUUGUGGAAAGUUUGGAGCUUUUCCGAGAUAUGGCUGGUAGUUCCAUUUUGCCGUUGCCGGAUGAUUUCACUUUUUCGCUGAUAUUUAAGAUCAUAGGGGAUAGUGGGGAAGUUUUGCUUGGGAAAUUGGUACAUGCGAGGAGUGUAAGAAAUGCAUUGGUGUUAGAUACUGUGGUGGGAAACUCCUUGAUGUCUAUGUACGGUAGAUAUGGGUGCUUUGAUGAUUCUUUGAAAGUGUUUGAUGAAAUGCCUCUAAGAAAUGUGUCCUCGUGGAAUGCCUUGAUUUCAGGUUACGGGAAGGUGAAUAUGGAAGAUAGGGAUGAUUCUUUCCUUAAGUACAAAUUGUGGGACUUCGUGAAGGGAAUGCAAAAUGAAGGCUUGAGAUUUGAUGCAUUCACAGUCUCUACUCUCCUUUCAUUGUGUGGUGGAGGUGCUAUAAAUGAUGAAUCCCGCAAAAAAUGUGGUCAUGGAAGGGAGUUACACUCUUACAUCGUGAGGAACGGAUUGGAUUCGAGUUUAGGUUUGGAGAGUGAUGUUCACCUGGGAUGUUGUUUGAUUGAUAUGUACUCAAAGAGUGGUAAAGUUGAUUUAGGAAGAAGGGUAUUUGAUAGUUUAAAACGGAAGAACGUCUUUACUUGGACUGCGAUGAUUAAUGGCUAUGUGCAUUGCGCGAAGUUUGAUGAAGCCUUGUUCCUUUUUCGUGAAAUGCAAUGGAGAAAUGGGGUGGCCCCCAAUAAGGUGUCACUUGUUGCUAUUUUGCCUGCUUGUUGUUCAUUUGCUAGUUUGAUGGGUGGGAAGCAGAUUCAUGGUUUUGCAGUUAGGAGGGAGUUAAAUUACGAACUCUCUCUGUGUAAUGCUUUAAUUGAUAUGUAUUCCAAAUGUGGAAGUUUGAAUUAUGCAAACCGAGUGUUCGAAUAUGAAUGUAUCAAUAAGGAUGCCAUUUCUUGGAGCUCAAUUAUUUCUGCAUAUGGUUUACAUGGCCAGGGUCAAACUGCAGUCAUUUUGUUUGAUAAGAUGCUGCAGAAUGGAGUGAAACCAGACACGACUAUUGUUGUGGGGAUUCUUUCUGCGUGUUGUAGAUCAGGAUUGACUAACGAUGGAAUGCGAAUAUAUGAUUCUGUUGUGAAUGAUUAUAACAUCAAACCUACAGUGGAGAUGUGUGCUUGCAUGGUUGAUUUGUUUGGUAGAUCAGGCCAGCUUGAUCGAGCACUGAAUUUUAUUAAGAGCAUGCCUGUUGAACCAGGUCCCAGCGUUUGGGGUGCACUUUUGUCUGCUUCGGAACUCCAUGGGAAUUCUGAAAUGCAAGAUUUGGCUUACAAGACCCUCAUCAAGAUGGAACCAGACAACUCCUCGAAUUAUAUCUCACUUUCUAAUCUAUAUGCUGCUUCGAAGAGGUGGGACGCUGUAGCUGAGGUUAGGAAGGUUAUGAGAGAAAGAGGGUUGAGGAAGAUGCCAGGAUGUAGUUGGAUCAGCAUAAAUAGCACCACUCACAGUUUUUUUGUUGCUGACAAGUCGCAUCCUCGCUCUGAGUUAAUUUAUGUAAUGCUAGAUGAAUUAGUUUCUGCAAUGAAGUUAACUUCUUAUGAUACUGAUUCUGUGUAUUCGAUGGAGGUGUCAGAACAAUAA